Stegastes partitus (bicolor damselfish) is the source of this 3596-nucleotide messenger RNA. RefSeq names its product megakaryocyte-associated tyrosine kinase (gene matk). NCBI's taxonomy places the organism in Eukaryota, Metazoa, Chordata, Actinopteri, Pomacentridae. Gene Ontology annotation, molecular function: protein binding; protein tyrosine kinase activity; ATP binding. Bases 331 to 1713 code for a protein of 460 amino acids. Gene Ontology annotation, biological process: protein phosphorylation. The record is from RefSeq and is a predicted model, not a curated record. The transcript is spliced from 13 exons.
UUCUUACCCAAGUAUUGAGGAAGUGCGGGCUCCAGUGCACCAGUGCGCACGGCUCCGGCGCAGCGCAAAGACGCACCAGACGCGGCUCCUGCUGGGCGACUCCACAGCCCAGAAAUGUGACAGAAACAAACGCGCCGCAUUCUCCUGAAGGUUUCACCGUCUCUCGGGCGUUUUUCUCCAGCUGAAGGGACAGAAUCUGAGCACGGAGCCGCAGGAAUGAAGCGCUGAUGUCGGUGUGAGAGGAGACGGAGACGCGCCGGUGCGACAGGAACAGCUGCUGUGACUGAUAACAGGUUUUCACUGAAUCAAUCCAAACAUCCGGCGCUGCUGAUGACAAAGAUGAGCUGGACGGCCGGUACUCAGUGUGUCGCCAAAGCCGACCAUCGCAAAGCCAAAGCCGGAGAGCUGCUGUACCACAAAGGAGACAUCCUCACCAUCAUCGACAGCAGCUCGAGGAAAGGGUUCUACGAGGCCAAACACAACAGCACCGGGGAGGAAGGCCUCAUCAGCGCCAGCAAUGUGCGAGAGAGGGAAGCUCUGCGAGUGGACCCCAGCCUCAGCCUCAUGCCCUGGUUCCACGGGAAGAUCUCGGGUCCGGAGGCGGUGAACAAGCUGCAGCCGGCCGAGGACGGCCUGUUCCUGGUCAGGGAGAGCAUCCGUCACCCCGGCGACUACGUCCUGUGCAUCAGCGUGUGCGGCGAGGUGAUCCACUACCGGGUGAUCUACCAGGACAACAAGCUGACCAUCGACAACACGCAGUUCUUCUACAACCUCAUCGACAUGAUCGAGUUUUACUCCAAGAACAAAGGUUCUAUCGCUACGACUCUUCUGAAGCCCAAACAGAAACACGGAACCAAGUCCGCAGAGCUGGAGCUGUCCAAGACUGGAUGGCUGCUGGACAUCACUAACCUCACGCUGGGGGAGAACAUCGGAGAAGGAGAGUUUGGUGCGGUUUAUGAAGGCGAGUACAUGGGCCAGAAGGUGGCGGUGAAGACCAUCAAAUGUGACGUGACGGCUCAGGCCUUCCUGCAGGAAACCACCGUGAUGACGAAGCUGCAGCACAAGAACCUGGUCCGUCUGCUGGGCGUCAUCCUCCACAAAGGGCUGCACAUCGUCACCGAGCUCAUGACCAAGGGGAACCUUGUGAACUUCCUCCGGACCAGAGGACGGUCGGUGGUGAACUCCGCUCAGCUGAUCCGAUUCUCUCUUGACGUGUGUGAAGGGAUGGAGUACCUGGAGUCCAAGAAGCUGGUCCACAGAGACCUGGCGGCUCGCAACGUCCUGGUUUCUGACGACAGCGUGGCCAAAGUCAGCGACUUCGGGCUCACCAAGGUCGACUCCAAGACGUCGGAUAAGGCCAAGCUGCCGAUCAAAUGGACGGCGCCGGAAGCCCUGAAGAAGGAGAAGUUCUCCACCAAGUCAGACGUUUGGAGUUACGGCGUUCUUCUCUGGGAGAUCUUCUCAUACGGUCGACAGCCGUAUCCUAAGAUGUCUCUGAAGGAGGUGAAGGACAAAGUGGAGGCGGGAUAUCGGAUGGAGGCUCCGGAGGAAUGUCCGCCCGGCGUUUACCUCCUCAUGAGGCUCUGCUGGGAGCAGGAGCCCCGCCGGAGACCCGGGUUCCCCAAACUGAGGGAGAAGCUGGAGCGAGAGGUGAGCAGACUGAGCCCGGGUUCUGAGCAUCGUGAAGGAGUCGGUUCUGGUUCUGGAUGCUGAUCGUGGUGUUGAGAUUUUUUCACAAACAGGAUUCCAGCCGUCAGUCUGCGAUGGAGACGCUCGCUUCCAACUGGACUCGGUUUAUCGAGUAGAUGGGACCUCGUUUGUCAUUUUAAGGUUUAACAUCUGGAGUCAUGAAUCUUCUUCAGUCUCUUUGGAUCUGAGCUGUGUCACUUUCACUAUCAGAGUUUUGCACAUUGUGACAUCCAUCUGUGGGCCAAUUCACCUACUCCUGACUCUCAAAAAGCCACGAAGCAUCUUGCAGACAUUCGUGCCCCUCAGAGGAUGAAUCUCAGUGGAUUAAGUGACUUUUGAUUUCCCCUUUAACGCCACCAGUAAGUUCAUAUUUAUGGUUUUGAACGAAAUGCAGCGAUGACUGUUGGAUGAACUGCAACAGAAUUUGGUGCAGACAUUCGUGUUCCUCUGAGGAUGAAUCUCAGUGGCUUAAGUGACUCUUGACCUUCCUUUUAACGGCACCAGCAGGUUCACGUUUAUGGUUUUGAGCCAGCUGUUGCAUGGAUUGCACUGGAACUCGGUGCAGACAUUCGUGUUCCUCAGAGGAUGAAUCUCAGUGACUUAACAGACUGCUUCAGAACCACCAACUGGUUUAUAUUUAUGGUUUUUAAUGGAAAUGCUGCAACAACUAUUGGAUGUAUUGCAAUGAAACUUGGUUCAGACGUUCGUGUUCCUCAGAGGAUGAAUCUUAAUGACUUAAGUGACUUUUGACUUCCCUUUAAAUGCAACCAACAGGUUCACGUUUAUGGUUUCGAGCUGAAUGCAGCAGCAGCUAUUGGAUGGAUUGAAAUGAAACUUGGAGCAGACAUUCAUGUUCCUCAGAGGAUGAAUCUCAGUGACUUCAUCAGCUAUUUUAGCGCCACCAGCAGGUUUGUAUUUAUGGUUUUUAGUGAAACGUCGCAGUGACUGUUGCAAUGAAACCUGACGCAGAUGUUCAUGCUCCCCUCAGGAUGAACUCUGAUAACUUUGGUAAACCCUCAGUUUAUUUCCUCUUUCAUUUUGAGCAAUGCAGAUAUCUGCGGAACUAAUCACAGGAUUUUGCAGAUGGUAAGAGGGCUAGCAUGCUGAACAUCACGUCUGCUCAACGUUAGCAUGUUACUGUUGUCGCUGUGCACAUGUUAGCAUGCUAACAUUAGCAUUUAGCUAACUUAGAUAAAUCUUGUUUUGUGCUUUGUGUCUUCAGGUUCUGCAGAGCUGCAAAGCGAACAAUCGAAAUUAGAAGCGAAAACAACUCGGAGGAGAACAAACAGUCGCUAUUUCUUCUUCUCCUCAAUUGGCAAAAAAAAAAAAAAACUACCGGAUAUUAAAUGUCUGCUGUGUGGAAAUAUUCAGGCUGGAAAACUGAAGCAUUCCAACACUGUAAAAUCUGCAAUCCCAGUAUUUCUAACAGAGCUGCGUUCAAUACGAUCAGUUAGUACGACGUAAACACUCACCUGGACACGGCGAGUUCAGGCAACUCAGGUAAAGGCUGCAGACUCUGGAGGAGACUCUAGAAAGGACCGAAAUUUCCUUGAGACAGUUAGAAAAAGAAAACGUAGAGGGAACCUGAUUAAAUCUCCGUGGUAGAGAGUACAGUAUGAAGUGAGUACCAGCGACCCUCUAACACUACAUGUAGACGGCGUCCUACUGCAGCUUCACAACAGACCACCUACAGAACAUUAAGGACCAGUUUGGAUGUAUUUUCUGUUCUUUAUGCAUUGCAGAGUUAUUUGGUUUUCAAGCGUAUAUGCUGGAUUUAUUUUAUUUAUUUUAAAUUCUGUGUAUUUGAACUGUGUUUUAUCCUGAGUGUGGUUUGUGAUUGGGACUCAGCAUCUGCAAACACCACAUAUUAAAUGACUCCGAUUGGAUCGGAGGCAAAUAAUCCACAA